GGCUGGCACCUUAGUGAGCCCAGCAGAGGGGCCGCCUCCGCCCGCACCUAGCCAGGAUGCUUCGUCGAGGCUAUAAGGCCUCUGAAAGGCGAAGACACUUGAGCGAGAGGCUCAGCUGGCACCAAGACCAGGCACUGAGUAGCAGCAUAUACCUCCUACGAGAGAUGGGCCCCACUGGCUUCCUGCUGAGGGAGGAGGAGCCGGAAUACCUGGAUUUCCGAGUUUUUCUAGGAAAUCCUCAUGUUUGUAACUGUUCCACAUUUCUGAAAGGAGAGGAACUUUGUAAGCAUAUCUGCUGGGUCUUGUUGAAAAAAUUCAAGCUUCCAAGGAACCAUGAAUCUGCUUUACAAUUGGGUCUUGGAGAAAGAGAGAUAAGUGACUUGCUUCGGGGGAUACAUCGAGUUCAAACUCCCCAACCAGGAACAAAUGACCACAAUGAACAUGUUGAAGAAGAUGGGUACAUUAAACAGAAGGAAAUUGAUUCCGAGGAUAUCUGCUCUAUUUGUCAAGAGCUACUUUUAGAGAAAAAGCUUCCUGUCACCUUUUGCAGGUUUGGCUGUGGCAAUAGUAUCCAUAUAAAAUGCAUGAAAAUCUUAGCUAAUUAUCAGAGUACAUCAAACACUUCCAUGUUGAAAUGUCCUCUGUGCAGGAAAGAGUUUGCACCAUUAAAACUUAUUUUGGAGGAGUUCAAAAACUCUAGCAAACUUGUAACUGCAGCAGAGAAAGAGAGACUGGACAAACACCUUGGAAUUCCCUGUAAUAACUGCAAACAAUUUCCAAUUGAGGGGAAAUGUUAUAAGUGUACCGAGUGCAUAGAAUAUCACUUAUGCCAGGAAUGUUUUGAUAGCUGCUGCCAUCUUUCCCACACGUUUACAUUUCGUGAGAAAAGAAACCAAAAAUGGAGAUCACUAGAAAAAAGAACAGAUGAAGCUGUAAAAUACAUAGAUACUAAAAAUGAGAUAGAAGAAAAGAUGUCACAUUUUCAAGAAAAGCAAGACCAAGUUUACACACCAAAACACGUUGUAAGAUCACUGCCUCUCCAACUGGUUACUAAGAAUAGUAAGCUUCUUGCUCCAGGCUACCAGUGUCUACUUUGUUUGAAGGCAUUUCAUCUUGGUCAACAUACAAGAUUGCUACCAUGUACACACAAGUUUCACAGGAAAUGUAUUGACAAUUGGUUAUUCCACAAGUGCAAUUCGUGCCCUAUUGAUGGACAAGUUAUAUAUAACCCUUUAACUUGGAAAAAUUCGGCAGUGAAUGGACAAGCACAUCAAUCUGUUUCAAACAGAGACAUCAUUCAUCUAUCAAAGCAGAAAGAACCAGAUCUUUUUAUUCCUGGUACUGGAUUAGUCUUAAAACAAAAUAGACUUGGAAUUUUACCUAGCAUACCUCAGUGUAAUUUUGAUAAAUUGAAUACACCUCAAAGCCCAAAAGAUGCCUGUGAGAAUAUACCAAUAGACAAUCUAUGCUCUAUCCAAUUAGAUAAUUCAAAUUCAAGAAAAGUAACCUAUGAAUGUAAAAUUAGCCAACAUUUUCCCAGAUACCUUCAAGAUUUACCCAUGGUAUCAUUUGGGAAAAUACCAUCUCAAACAUUUCUUCCCCCUAUUGUUCAUAAGAAUAUCGUAUGUCCCACUGCAAUGGAAAGUCCAUGCAUCCGUGGAAAAUACCACACUAGUCAAAACUGGAUGACCAAAGGCUGUACAUGUAAUAACCACAACCUAAAGAAGACUCCUGGCACUAAAAUAAGAGAGGACAAUAAGAGAUCAACUUUACUUUCAGAGGAUUUCAAUCUUAUUGUCAAUUGGAGCACAGCUAAACUUAGUUUGUCUAAAAGGUAUAAUAACUGUAUGGGGGAAAUUACACGAAAAUGUAGUCAUCUGUCAAGACAGCCUGUGUCUCACUCUGUAAAUACAAAAGGUACUGAGCUACCUUUAAUAAUAGAAGGAGUUCAAAUAUGAAAAAGUAUUUUUAUUUACUAUUAGAAAAUAUUUGAAUGUUGAGCAUAAAAACUGUUUUAUAUAGAACAUAAAAAGCACAUAUAGUCUUGACAAAUGUAUAUAAAAUUAUCUCUUGGAAUUUGCCUACUUACCUAUAAACAGCUCACUACACUUAAA
This is a messenger RNA of Mandrillus leucophaeus (drill), 2114 nucleotides long. It is a transcript of the gene ZSWIM2, whose product is annotated as zinc finger, SWIM-type containing 2. The record is from RefSeq and is a predicted model, not a curated record. Gene Ontology annotation, molecular function: zinc ion binding; ubiquitin protein ligase activity. The transcript is spliced from 9 exons. Lineage: Eukaryota; Metazoa; Chordata; Mammalia; Primates; Cercopithecidae. Bases 57 to 1958 code for a protein of 633 amino acids.